Phycodurus eques (leafy seadragon) is the source of this 8382-nucleotide messenger RNA. RefSeq names its product RNA binding motif protein 15 (gene rbm15). NCBI's taxonomy places the organism in Eukaryota, Metazoa, Chordata, Actinopteri, Syngnathiformes, Syngnathidae. The transcript has a single exon. The coding region runs from base 140 to 2689 and encodes 849 amino acids. Gene Ontology annotation, molecular function: mRNA binding. The record is from RefSeq and is a predicted model, not a curated record. Gene Ontology annotation, cellular component: nucleus. Gene Ontology annotation, biological process: regulation of alternative mRNA splicing, via spliceosome.
ACAAAAUGGCGACCGUUGUUGUUUUUCCGCAGGGUCAGUGAAUAACAAGAAAUUCCUUAGCCAAAAUUCUGCGCUCGCUCGCAGAAUCGCCGCAACCAAAAGCCCCAGGCGUCCCAAGGUCGGCUGCGCGUGGACCGAAAUGAAAGGUAAAGAGCGGUCGCCGCUGAAAAAACGCUCCCGGGCCUUGGACGACAUUCGCGAUCGGGGAGGAUGCCACCCGAGCAGCAAGAAAAUGGGCGCGUUGUCCCUAGCCGCCGGGACUAAUAAUAAUGGCAACAAAAGUGACGGCGGCUCGACGAGGAGAAGUCUGCUCGGCGACAAAAGGGACCGGGACUUCGAUGGACACGGCCGGCUCGGUAACAAUCACAGCUGUCAGCCCGGCGCCGUCGGCUCCGCAAGCAAGAACCACAGCAGCCUGAGCCUCUCGCUGGACUUGGUCGCGGCGAGGAGCACUUCCCGCGGAGACCAGCGGCUGCCCGCUCCCGGCGCCGACGGUGAGUACAAAACUCUGAAAAUCAGCGACCUGGGCAGCCAGCUGAGCGACGAGGACGUCGAGGACGGACUCUUUCAUGAAUUCAAGAAAUUCGGCGACGUCAGCGUCAAGCUGAGCCGCAGCAACGACGAGCGGAUCGCCUUCGUCAACUUCAGGAAGCCGGAGGACGCGCGGGCGGCCAAGCACGCCAGGGGCAGGCUGGUGCUCUACGACAGGCCGCUGAAGAUAGAGGCGGUGUACAUUAACCGCAGGAGGAGCCGCUCGCCGGUUGAGAGAGACCUGUAUGGAGCCGCGCCGAGCCACAGACACUUGCAGCGGCCCCUCUCGCCCACCGGCCUGGGAUACAGAGACUAUCGCCUGCAGCAGCUGGCCCUGGGUCGGCUGCCGCCGCCGCCGCCGCCGCCCUUGCCCCUUCCCCGAGACCUGGAGCGGGACCGGGAGUUCGCCCUGUUCGAGGCCCGGGCCCGGCCGGCUUUCAUCGCCGAGCGGGGCGCCUUCCGCGAGGAGGAUUUUAUAUCACCAGAGGACGACCAAAGAGCCAAUCGGACCUUGUUUCUGGGACACCUGGACACAGAGGUCACCGAGGACGACCUGAGGAGAGCCUUCGACAGGUUUGGCGUCAUCACGGAGGUGGACAUCAAAAGGCCCGCACGGGGCCAGACCAGCACGUAUGGCUUUUUGAAAUUUGAGAACCUGGACAUGGCUCACUGUGCUAAACUCAGCAUGUCUGGGAAAAUAGUGGGCUGCAACCCAAUCAAGAUAGGCUACGGAAAAGCCACUCCCACCACACGUCUGUGGGUGGGGGGCCUGGGACACUGGGUGCCCUUGGCUGCCCUCGCCAGAGAAUUUGAUCGCUUUGGCACCAUAAGGACUAUAGACUACAGGAAGGGAGACACCUGGGCCUACAUUCAGUACGAAAGUCUGGAUGCAGCACAGGCGGCAUGCACGCACAUGCGGGGCUUCCCUCUCGGCGGGCCCGAGAGGAGACUCCGAGUGGACUUCGCUGACACGGAGCACCGUUACCAGCAGCAGUUCUUGCAGCCUCUCCCGAUCGCGCCCUUUGACAUUGUGGCCGAGUCGUUUUCCCACCGUGCCGCUCCGGAGCCCCUGAGGGUCCGAGAAAGGACUACCCCGCCGCUUCACUUCAGGGACAGAGAGCUCUUUCCUGGCGCCGAAUGGUCCAAUCCUCCAACUCUCCGAGAGCGCGUGCGAGCCUCCCCCUUCGAGCCCCUCGAACACUUGGAACGUGAGCGGCGGGCACGCGAGCCCUGGUCUUUGGAGCGAGAGCUGCAGGGGCGGGAGCCUUCGCGCAAGCGCAGGCUCUUGGAGGACGGGCGCCACCUCGACCACUCGCCCGACAUCUCUGACAGGACAGUAAGGCGUCGGCGCGCCUCUCCGGACGCUAGCCCCGGAGGCAGCAGCAGAGACGGGGGGCGAUUCAGCGACCCGGAGCGCCCACCGCGGGGCGACAGACCUUCCCCCACACGAGAGCGCCGCUGCAGCCUGGAGCGAGCCGGGGCGGAGCGGCGACUCAAGGGCCUUUCUGACAAGGGUCUGUCGAACAGCAACAUUUCACUGACCGGAGAGCGAAAACGUAAAGCCGGCGACGGUGGCAAAGGGCCGACAAAGAGAGAACGCUCAGAGGGUUCGUUCAGAAGCACGCAGCCGUCCAAAUCGAACGGCGCCAGGCUGACUCUGGCCUGGCAGGGAAUGCUGCUGCUGAAGAACAGCAACUUCCCGGCCAACAUGCACCUGCUGCAGGGCGACCACGGCGUUGCCAGCGAGCUGCUCGCGGACGGGACCACCGGCAAGCAGGUGUGCCAGCUCAAGAUCACCCAGCGCCUCCGCCUGGACCAGCCCAAGCUCGAAGAGGUCUCCCGACGCAUCAAGGCGGCGGGCCCCGGGGGCUACGCCGUCCUCAUGGCGGUUCCCGGCACCGCCGAGGACUCGUCGUCCGACCCGGCCGUCUCCACCCAGCGGCCGCUCCGCAACCUGGUGUCCUACCUCAACCAAAAGCAGGCAGCGGGCGUCAUCGGCCUGCCCGUGGGUGGGAGCCGUGAUAAGGACACCACGGGGGUCCUCCACGCUUUCCCUCCCUGUGAUUUCUCCCAGCAGUUCUUGGAUUCCUCUGCCAAAGCACUGGCCAAAAGCGAAGAGGACUAUCUGGUCAUGAUUGUGGUGCGAGGUGCAUCUUAAAACAAACAGCUAAUGAGUCAGCGUGUUUUUAAAAAAAAAAAAAAAAAAAAAAAAAAAACAACUGCUGUAUUUCAGUAACCAUUGCAUGCUGUGUGUUUUGCAUUUUGGGCUACACUAGAAUGGUUCUUGGAUCUUGUACAGUAUGUUGCCAUGUUACCCACUAUUACCACAGGCGGAUCCUUUCACCCGCUGCAAACAAAAAGGGUGCAUGAUUUUUGAAAUUCGCUGAGGUAGUAGGAACACAUAAAAUUCUAAAUGUUCAUUUGGGAUACUUUAAACGAAUACAUACAUGUUUCUGAGGAGGAGAAGCAAAUUGGAGCCCUACAGGAAGUAGACACAAUAACAUCUCUAAAACAACAACUGUGACGUGUAGAAAACUAGAUAAAUUAUUCCCAAUGAACCAAGUGUUAACUGGACAGUGUUACUUGAUCCUUGCCAAUGUUAUUGUGUCUACUGCUACACACAAAAGGGACAUGUCAUUCUAUUUCCUGUAUGAAAGAUGAAUGGAUGCAAAAGUGUGCACAUACUCUACUUUUUAAGUAAAACAAAACAAAAAACACAGGAAUUCGGUACAAUAAUUCAACAAAGUAAUUCAUGUCACACUGCUUCUCUCCGCAGUGCCACCAUUCUUUUUUUUGUCUAUCCGAGAAUCAUAGUGUAAUGACAUACGGUGGUUGACAGGUGGCGCACUGGGUUAGAGUUGUGACAUGUUUGAACUUCCGGUACUUUUUCAUGUUCGAGAAUUGACAAGCAUUCUUUUGUGUGCAAUCUGUAUGUUAGACCGCAGUGCUGCCAGAGGGUCACAAGCAUUAUGAGCACUAGGAUGCCACGUUUAUGGAAAAGUCUGCUUUUACCAAGACGGUAAUGAUGACAGGAGUCCUUGAUUUAAUCUUGAUUUACAUGUAAAUUGAAAUCCGCUGUACUCUUAACACCAGCCUAAGAUAAAGGAGUAGUGAACUCAUAAUUACAGUGUACGUUAGUUAUUACAGCAUGGCAACUUAUUCUUAAGACACUGCACAAUCUUGUUUGCAAGCUCCAAAUACUGAAUGUAUUGUAAUUAAAUUACAAUAUUAUGCAUUUUAGCGUAACGGAGAUAGAGUGAAACCAUGAACAGUGAUUUGGUUUUUAAAUCUGGUACAGCUCAGAAUCAGAAUCCUCUUUAUUGCCAAGUAUGUCAAAAACAAACAAGGAAUUUGUCGCCGGUAGUUGGAGACGCUCUAGUAUGAAAAUAGAAAGCUAUUUUGAUUUUAAAUACUUUGAGACAUAAAAACACACUACGCAGAGUCACUUAGUCACUGCAAAACUAUCAGUUUCUCUGAUUUAUUGGUAUAUGUUUGAUUAAAAUUUACAUUUUAUAAAUUAUUGAUAACAUAACUCCCAAAUACAAAUAUUUUAAUAUAGAGCGUUUAUUUGCAGAAAAUACAACAAAAUGCUCAAAGCACAAAAAAAAGCUUCCUUUUUUUUUUUUGUCUCUUUAAUUUUUCCCAGAGCUGUAUAUAAAAUAUUAUGAUUUUAACAUUGAGGCUCGCAUAUGUUCAUAUUUUGUGAAUGAUUACGUGUGCCUAAAUUUAAGGUUUCACUUAAAUUUGGCUUCCUUAAUCCUCCUGCUAUAUUAGUUUCUCAGGAAAAGCAAAAAUAUAUUCGGGGAAUGUUUAAUUUCAAAAAUGUGUCAGAAACGAAAAAUGCAUUGUUUAUAUCAUUACUAUAUUAUUCAAUCAGUAUUUAGUGGUUGAGGAACCAUAAUUCACACCUUUUUUUAAUGUAAAAAAAAGCAUUCUUUAAAAUGGGUCAGUUUGACCCUAGAGGUGAUAGGAGGGUUAAACCUGCAAACAGUUGGAUGAAUACCUUUCGGCUGGCGUCGAAGACAAGUGAGCGUUUAUUAUUGUUGUCUUGGUGAAGGCAGACGAGCUGUUAUGACAGGUGUGAGUGCUCAUCAUAUUUGUACUUUCUCAGUAACAAAGACUAAUUUGUUUUUACUCCAUGCUUUAGUUGGUUAUUUUUGUUUUGUUUCAUAGGACUUGUUGUGUAAUCUAAGGGGUGGGGGAAAAAGAACGAGAUGUGGAUCUAAAAAAAAAUGUUUUGUGUUGACAUUUUGACUGAACUCACAAAAGGGUCCUUAAAAGAAUCAGUAAGUAGGGCUGUGUCAUUUUAUUUCAACAUUUGAAUGCACAUGCUUUUUACAAAGCAUGACACUGAGGCCUACUUACUGAACCGCUUUGUACAGUGGCUAUCAGAAUUCUACACACCCCAAUUCAAAUGCCAGGCUUUUGUGUUGUAUAAAAAAAUGAGCCCAAUAUGAGUCUUUUCCCACCAUUAGUGUGACCUAUAACCUGUACAACUCAAUUGAAUAUUUUCUUUCAAUCGUUUUGAGAGGGGAAGUAAAAAAUGUGGUUGCACACGUGCACACCCCUUCUAAGUGCAAGUUGGCUCACAAUAAACCCAUCGCAUUGAAACUCAUGUCACAUGGGAGUAAGCACACACCUGCCACCAUUUAAAGUGCUUCUAAGUAAGGGCAAAUUAUUUUCAGAUGUUCUAGUAGGCUUUUCCUGACAUUUCUUUUUCGUCAGAACACAUUUCCCCACGUUUAGGGGAUUUUGUUAUGGUCCAAUGUAAUCAAGGUUGGACCUUUCUGCCAUAAUUCCAAAAGGUAUGUGUGGUGCAAACACAAUACUGUUCAUCAAAAGAACAGUAUACCUGCAGUGAAGCAUGGUGGUGACAGCAUCAUGAAGAGGGUCUGCUUUUCUUCAGCUGGACCUGGGGUCAUAGUGAAGGUGGAAGAAAUUAUGAAUAGUCUGAAAUAGCACUCAGUGUUAUCACAAAACCUUCAGGCUUAUGCUAGAAAGCACACAAAAUGUCAGGAAAAGCCUACCAUAACAUCUGAACUUUAUUUGGGGUCAAUCAGAGGCACUUUAAAUGGUGUCAGGUGUGUGCAGACUCCCAUUUAACAAGAAUUUAAUGUGAUUGGAGUGAUGUACAGAAAAUGGAUGGAUGGAUAUAUUUGUUGGUGUAGAAAUGUUGGAAUUUUCUCGUCUUUUUUUUUUAACAUCCCAAAAACCUGGCAUUUCAACAGUGUGUGCCGACUUUUUGUAUCCACUGUAUGUGUGGAAUCAUGACUGCUCUGAAAUGUAUUGACGCACGAGGACUACGAUGACGACCACGUGCUUAACUUGUGUAGCCCCCGGCCGGCCUCCACAGUGCUGCAUCGUGUGCUGACUUCCUGUGUAACGUUCGUACGUGCCGAUGUCAAGGGGGGAAGAAGGAGAGCGAGCUGUUGACGUACCCGCAAAAAGUGCAUCAAUAAAUUGUUCAUUUGAAGGAGAAAGCUUCCAAGUUUCUUGGAUGGAAGUGAAUUGAGGAAAACCAGGAAAAGGUUGUGUUUCCCGGGAAGUUGAAGUGAAAGAAAGAGAGCGCGAGAGAGAGAAAAGGGGAGACCACUGGCUGGUUUGCAUAGAGUUUGCACAAUGUAAAUUACUUCCAGCGAGCACGGAGGAGCCGCAAAGGCGUCGGGCAGGAGUCCACUCCAAGCGCUCCACUCGGUCCCGCAUGUCAAGUUGCCAUAGCGACCCCCGAGGCCUGGCUGUGUCAUGGCUGCUUUGUGUUAUUUUGCUGGGGGAUGAUGAUGUUCCGCCGUGGGAAUAUUGUUUGCAACAUCAACUCCAUCCCCUUUUCAUCAUCUGCUGCUUUUUCUGACUCCACCGCAAGGAAUCCACACUGAGGAUCCCUCCAGACACACACACCCACCACUUCACCCGUCUUAGCCGUGUUAGUGUGUAAAGAAGGAGCCCCCCUGGAGGAGCUUAACACCGUACGUCCGCGUCCCCCUCUCGGCAGCCGGGUGAGUACGAAGGAGGAGGACAACGUUGCCCUGCUGGAUCUGUAUCGCUAGCUCAGGCAGCAGAGGUAAGUAAGGAAAUGCAAUGGUUGUCAUGGUAACACAUCCCAUGGCACAUGCGCAAUCUCAUGAGUUCUAGUGAUAAGGCCUUAAAACGAUGAUAAUGCUCACCUCUGAAUGGUGACCUGCCAUUACAAAGGUUCAACAUUUUCACAAGUAUUCAGAAAAGAGUGUUUUGCAACAUUUAUUGAGCAGGGCACAUACAAUCAAUAAUCAGUCAGGCAUAGAGAUAGACGAGAGAUACAUCAAAAUACAAGAAAAUGUAUACUGUGCAUAUUCGUUAAAAAGCGUCAUAUUAGUGACAGUGAUACCAAUGACCAGAUCUGGGAGUGGUAUGUAGUACUUCCCCACUUAUGUUUAACAAAUUCCAAAUGAUUUCAUAGUUUGAGGCAUUCAUCCAGGAGAUAGAUUUGUACAUUAGAUUUCUGAGUAAAACCUUACAGCUUCGUUAUAGGCUACUUUCAGUUUCUCUUGGCUCGUUUCACUAUAAUUUGAAUAGAGUGGAGUGCAGAAAGCGAUUAUUUUGCUGCAUGAAUAGCAACAGGGAAUACACAAGUUAAUUGUACCUUCUGCCAUCUCGCAACCACAUCUAAGUUUUUGAAAGAUACAUUAUUUGUAGUAAAUAAUUUGCGGACCUAUUUAAGAGGUUGGAAAACACUCUGAACAAAAUGUUCAUGUAUGUGCUUGUCAGUAAUAUUUAAAUGAAAUGUCAGUUUCUUAUUGGGAGUAACCCUUUGAAGGGCUCCUACAGAUAAUGUUCACAAUAGACAAAUAAGAUGACAAAGCAACAAUGGACAACAGCAAAACCAGAACAAAAAGUAACAACAAAAGAUACCAAUCAAACAAAAAGGUUAUAUUAAGUAAUGUAUAGUCAUAAUGUUAAUGCAAGUGUCACUAGAUCAAAUUUGUUCUGGAUUUGUUCCAGAGUUGUAUACUGAAUAUAAACACUGUAAGAUGAAUAGACCCUUUUGCUCAUUUCGUGCACUUCUGCUACUCGGGCCUGCGGGGUCCACAAUAGAACCUAAAAGCAUGACAUCAUCAAAAUCUCCACACGCCACUGGAAACGAGACAACCAAAGCAAUUGGAGUCGGAGUGAGCCUGACAGACUUGAUACAACUGUUGCCAGUUCAAGAAGUGCAGGGCUGCGCUGUAUUUAGGGUCUGUCUACACACUGACAUCAUGUGUAUGGCAAGCGUGAGAAAACUAUAGCCUGCAGGCCACAUAUCCAUUAUGAGCUGCGUCAGAAAGGUUUUAGGACUGUUGUCAUAAAAGAUGUAUUCCAAAUCCAAGCUACAAGUUUUGCCCUUCAAAGUAAUCCCCCCUCAGUCUUAACGCACUUUCCCAGCCUUCUGUGCUGCGCCUUCAUGGACUGGAAGGAUUCUUCCUGGAUCCUCUGCAGCUUCGUUUUCACGGCUAUCUUGACAUCUUCAAAACGGCCCCCUUGGUGACUCCCUUGAGCUUGGGAAAGAGGGGAAAAAACAUCCCAUGGAGCCAAGUCGGGUGAGUCGGGAGGUUGCUCCCGGACAGCGAUGUUCUUGUCAGGCAGGAAGUGUCAGGUGCUCAAUGUAUUGUCAUAGUGAAGCAGCCACGAGUCGUCCUUCCACAGCUCUCACUUCUUCUUCUGAUUGAAGGAAACGUUGCAAGAUCUCUUAUAGACUUGAUGGUUGAUAGUCUAACCCACAUGAAAGGGGAAAACUCACAGUUGGGGUUUGAAGCAUCUCUUGUGUUGCAACAGUCCUGGAACCUUUCUGACACAACUCCUAUUUAAACUUAUUUUCGUUUUUCGGUUGUUGUUUUUUUU